Symbiodinium sp. CCMP2592 is the source of this 428-nucleotide messenger RNA. NCBI's taxonomy places the organism in Eukaryota, Dinophyceae, Suessiales, Symbiodiniaceae. The record is from the annotation of a GenBank genome assembly.
GCAAGAACCAACGUCAGCACGCCGCCACUGCGACGGGAGCCAAGGGCGGCCGGGCUUUGGCAAGGCCACAGCCAUCAAACUGCGUUCAGCCGCAGACAGUGCCGCAGCAGGACAAGCUUGCGGCUCGGCUGGCGGCGCUUCCGGCCGCGCACGACGAAGGGCACCUUGCAAGAGAGGCACACGUCGAACACGCAGCCAACGGGACAGCUCCAGAUAGCGCUCUGCGGCGGAAGCACUCGAGAACAAAUAUCGCAACUGUACUGCAGCACUGCACCACUCGGAACCACUGCGGAGCAGAGGGCAUGUUCAUUUGGGCACAGGGGCUCGGCGGCCUCUUCGGCAUGCACGCGAACGGCAUGCUGCGCGCAAAAUGGAGACCGCGGACAAGGCGUAGCGGUGCAUCCGUGGUGACAGCCACACGCCGCUAG